Molecule: messenger RNA, 7383 nt
Organism: Herpailurus yagouaroundi (jaguarundi)
Lineage: Eukaryota; Metazoa; Chordata; Mammalia; Carnivora; Felidae
Gene: ITSN1
Product: intersectin 1
Exons: 40
Coding region: 260-5425 (1721 amino acids)
Biological process (GO): positive regulation of Rho protein signal transduction; intracellular signal transduction; clathrin-dependent synaptic vesicle endocytosis
Cellular component (GO): cytoplasm; presynaptic membrane; plasma membrane
Molecular function (GO): protein binding; calcium ion binding; guanyl-nucleotide exchange factor activity
Source: RefSeq, a predicted model, not a curated record
AGAAGGAGGUAGAGAAGAGCGGAGGAGAGGGGAGGGAGCGCAGCUUGGUUGCUCCGUAGUACGGCGGCUCGCGAGGGAGAAUCCCUAGCGGGCUCCGGGACGCACGGAGAGGCGGGCAGGCGGGCGGGGAUGGUGUGUUGGGCUGAGGCUCCUGCGUCCCUCUCCGCCGCAAGGGAGCUGCACUGAUUUGUCCCUGGGGCGGCAGCGCGGACCCGCCUGGAGAUGAGGCGUCGAUUAGCAAGGUAAAAGUAACAGAACCAUGGCUCAGUUUCCAACACCUUUUGGAGGCAGCCUGGAUAUCUGGGCCAUAACUGUAGAGGAAAGAGCAAAGCAUGAUCAACAGUUUCAUAGUUUAAAGCCAAUAUCCGGAUUUAUUACUGGUGAUCAAGCUAGAAACUUUUUUUUUCAAUCUGGGUUACCUCAGCCUGUUUUAGCACAGAUAUGGGCGCUAGCUGAUAUGAACAAUGACGGGCGAAUGGAUCAAGUGGAGUUUUCCAUAGCUAUGAAACUUAUCAAACUGAAACUGCAAGGGUACCAACUCCCUUCCACACUUCCCCCUGUCAUGAAACAGCAGCCGGUCGCUAUUUCUAGUGCACCAGCCUUUGGAAUAGGAGGCAUCGCCAGCAUGCCGCCACUCACAGCUGUUGCUCCGGUGCCAAUGGGAUCCAUUCCAGUUGUCGGAAUGUCUCCACCUCUAGUAUCUUCUGUUCCUACAGCAGCAGUGCCUCCCCUGGCUAACGGGGCUCCCCCUGUUAUACAACCUCUACCCGCAUUUGCUCAUCCUGCAGCCACAUUGCCAAAGAGCUCUUCCUUCAGUAGAUCUGGUCCAGGGUCACAAUUAAACACUAAAUUACAGAAGGCACAGUCAUUUGAUGUGGCUAGUGCCCCUCCCGCCGCAGAAUGGGCUGUUCCUCAGUCAUCCAGACUGAAAUACAGACAGUUAUUCAAUAGUCAUGACAAAACUAUGAGUGGACACUUAACAGGUCCCCAAGCAAGAACUAUUCUUAUGCAAUCAAGUUUACCACAGGCUCAGCUGGCUUCAAUUUGGAAUCUUUCUGACAUUGAUCAAGAUGGAAAACUCACAGCAGAAGAAUUUAUCCUGGCUAUGCACCUGAUUGAUGUAGCGAUGUCUGGCCAACCACUGCCACCUGUCCUGCCUCCAGAGUACAUUCCGCCUUCCUUUAGACGAGUUCGAUCUGGCAGUGGUAUAUCUGUCAUCAGCUCAACGGCAGUAGAUCAGAGGUUACCAGAGGAACCAGUUUUAGAAGAUGAGCAACAACAGCUAGAGAAGAAAUUGCCCGUAACAUUUGAGGAUAAGAAGCGUGAGAAUUUUGAGCGUGGCAACCUGGAACUGGAGAAGCGGAGGCAGGCUCUCCUGGAACAGCAGCGCAAAGAGCAGGAGCGCCUGGCCCAGCUCGAGCGCGCGGAGCAGGAGAGGAAAGAGCGGGAGCGCCAGGAGCAGGAGCGCAAGAGACAACUGGAGCUGGAGAAGCAACUGGAAAAGCAGCGGGAACUCGAACGGCAGAGAGAGGAGGAGAGGAGGAAGGAAAUCGAGAGACGGGAGGCUGCAAAACGAGAACUUGAAAGGCAACGACAACUUGAAUGGGAACGGAAUCGAAGACAAGAACUACUCAAUCAAAGAAACAAAGAACAAGAAGACAUAGUUGUACUGAAAGCAAAGAAAAAGACUCUGGAAUUUGAAUUAGAAGCUCUAAAUGAUAAAAAGCAUCAACUAGAAGGAAAACUUCAAGAUAUCAGAUGUCGAUUGACCACCCAAAGGCAAGAAAUUGAGAGUACGAACAAAUCCAGAGAGUUGAGGAUUGCAGAAAUCACCCAUCUACAGCAACAGUUACAGGAGGCUCAGCAAAUGCUUGGAAGACUUAUUCCAGAGAAGCAGAUACUCAAUGACCAAUUAAAACAAGUUCAGCAAAACAGUUUACACAGAGAUUCACUUCUGACACUCAAAAGAGCGUUAGAAGCAAAAGAAGUGGCUCGUCAGCAGCUCCGAGACCAACUGGAUGAAGUUGAGAAAGAAACCAGGUCGAAACUACAGGAGAUUGAUAUUUUCAAUAAUCAGCUGAAGGAACUGAGAGAAAUACAUAAUAAGCAACAACUCCAGAAACAAAAGUCCAUAGAGGCCGAACGUCUGAAACAGAAAGAACAAGAGCGAAAGAUCAUAGAAUUAGAAAAACAAAAAGAAGAAGCCCAAAGACGAGCUCAGGAGAGGGACAAGCUGUGGACUGAGCACACGCAGCCGGACAAUGAGCAGCAGCGGCCAAGGAAGAUUCACGAUGAAGAGAAACUCCGAAGGGAGGAGAGUGUCAAGAAGAAGGACGGCGAGGAGAAGGGCAAACCGGACACACAGGACAAGAUGAGUCGGCUUUUCCAUCAGCAUCAAGAACCCGCCAAGCCAGCUGUCCAGGCACCCUGGUCCACCACAGAAAAAGGCCCACUUACAAUUUCCGCACAGGAGAAUGUAAAGGUGGUGUAUUACCGAGCGCUCUAUCCCUUUGAAUCCAGAAGUCAUGAUGAGAUCACGAUCCAGCCCGGAGAUAUAGUAAUGGUUAAAGGGGAAUGGGUGGAUGAAAGCCAAACUGGAGAACCGGGCUGGCUUGGAGGAGAAUUAAAAGGAAAGACAGGAUGGUUCCCUGCAAACUAUGCAGAGAAAAUCCCAGAAAACGAGGUUCCUGCUCCAGUCAAACCUGGGCCCGACACGACCUCUACCCCUGCACCCAAACUGGCCGUGCGUGAGACCCCCGCUCCUGUGGCUGUGACCGCUCCAGAGCCCUCCACGACCCCCAACAACUGGGCUGAUUUCAGCUCCACGUGGCCCACCAGCACGAAUGAGAAGCCAGAAACCGACAACUGGGAUGCGUGGGCAGCCCAGCCCUCACUCACCGUCCCAAGUGCAGGCCAGCUACGGCAGAGGUCAGCCUUCACUCCAGCCACGGCCACGGGCUCGUCUCCAUCCCCUGUGUUAGGCCAGGGUGAGAAGGUGGAGGGGCUACAAGCGCAAGCCCUGUAUCCUUGGAGAGCCAAAAAAGACAACCACUUAAAUUUUAACAAAAAUGAUGUCAUCACCGUCCUGGAACAGCAAGACAUGUGGUGGUUUGGAGAAGUUCAAGGUCAGAAGGGUUGGUUCCCCAAGUCUUACGUGAAACUCAUUUCAGGGCCCAUAAGGAAAUCUACAAGCAUCGAUUCUGGUUCUUCAGAAAGUCCCGCUAGUCUAAAGAGAGUAGCGUCUCCAGCAGCCAAGCCAGCCGUUUCAGGAGAAGAAUUUAUUGCCAUGUACACUUACGAGAGUUCUGAGCAAGGCGAUUUAACCUUUCAGCAAGGGGAUGUGAUUUUGGUUACCAAGAAAGAUGGUGACUGGUGGACAGGAACAGUGGGCGACAAGUCUGGAGUCUUCCCUUCUAACUAUGUGAGGCUUAAAGAUUCAGAGGGCUCUGGAACUGCUGGGAAAACAGGGAGUUUAGGAAAAAAACCUGAAAUCGCACAGGUGAUUGCCUGCUACACUGCCACGGGUCCCGAGCAGCUCACCCUGGCCCCUGGUCAGCUGAUUUUGAUCCGAAAAAAGAACCCAGGUGGAUGGUGGGAAGGAGAGCUGCAAGCACGUGGGAAAAAGCGCCAGAUAGGCUGGUUCCCCGCUAAUUAUGUAAAACUUUUAAGCCCCGGGACGAGCAAAAUCACUCCAACGGAGCCACCGAAGCCGACGGCGUUACCGGCAGUGUGCCAGGUGAUCGGCAUGUACGACUACAUCGCCCAGAACGACGAUGAACUGGCCUUCAACAAGGGCCAGAUCAUCAACGUCCUCAACAAGGAGGACCCCGACUGGUGGAAAGGAGAAGUCAAUGGACAAGUGGGGCUCUUCCCCUCCAACUACGUGAAGCUGACCACAGACAUGGACCCAAGCCAGCAAUGGUGUUCAGACUUACACCUCUUGGAUAUGCUGACCCCCACUGAAAGAAAGCGGCAAGGAUACAUCCAUGAGCUCAUUGUGACAGAGGAGAACUAUGUGAAUGACCUCCAGCUGGUCACAGAGAUCUUUCAGAAACCCCUGAUGGAGUCUGAGCUGCUGACAGAGAAAGAGGGUGCUAUGAUUUUUGUUAACUGGAAGGAGCUGAUUAUGUGUAAUAUCAAACUACUGAAAGCGCUGAGAGUCCGCAAGAAGAUGUCUGGGGAGAAGAUGCCUGUGAAGAUGGUCGGCGACAUCCUGACCGCCCAGCUGCCGCACAUGCAGCCCUACAUCCGCUUCUGCAGCUGUCAGCUCAAUGGGGCUGCCCUGAUCCAGCAGAAGACGGACGAGGCCCCGGACUUCAAGGAGUUUGUCAAAAGACUGGCAAUGGACCCUCGAUGUAAAGGGAUGCCACUCUCUAGUUUUAUACUGAAGCCUAUGCAACGGGUAACAAGAUACCCACUGAUCAUUAAAAAUAUCCUGGAAAACACUCCUGAAAACCACCCUGACCACAGCCACUUGAAGCACGCCCUGGAGAAAGCGGAGGAGCUGUGCUCCCAGGUGAACGAAGGGGUGCGGGAGAAGGAGAACUCCGACCGGCUGGAGUGGAUCCAAGGCCACGUGCAGUGUGAAGGCUUGUCCGAGCAACUUGUGUUCAAUUCAGUGACCAACUGCUUGGGGCCACGCAAGUUUCUGCACAGUGGGAAACUCUACAAGGCCAAGAGCAACAAGGAGCUGUAUGGCUUCCUCUUCAACGACUUCCUCCUGCUGACCCAAAUCAUAAAGCCCUUGGGCUCAUCUGGCACGGACAAAGUCUUCAGUCCCAAAUCGAACCUGCAGUACAAAAUGUACAAAACACCUAUUUUCCUGAAUGAGGUUCUAGUAAAAUUACCCACUGACCCUUCUGGAGAUGAGCCCAUCUUCCACAUCUCCCACAUUGACCGAGUCUACACCCUCCGAGCCGAAAGCAUAAAUGAAAGGACUGCCUGGGUGCAGAAAAUCAAAGCUGCUUCAGAACUCUAUAUAGAGACUGAGAAAAAGAAGCGGGAGAAGGCGUACCUGGUCCGUUCCCAAAGGGCAACAGGUAUUGGAAGGUUGAUGGUGAACGUUGUUGAAGGCAUUGAGCUGAAACCCUGUCGGUCACAUGGAAAGAGUAACCCGUACUGUGAGGUGACCAUGGGCUCCCAGUGUCACAUCACCAAGACGAUCCAGGACACUCUGAAUCCCAAAUGGAAUUCCAACUGCCAGUUCUUCAUCAAAGACCUGGAGCAGGAGGUCCUCUGCAUCACCGUGUUUGAGAGGGACCAGUUCUCUCCAGACGAUUUUUUGGGUCGGACAGAGAUCCGUGUGGCCGACAUCAAGAAGGACCAGGGUUCCAAAGGCCCAGUUACAAAGUGUCUCCUGCUACAUGAAGUCCCCACAGGGGAGAUUGUGGUCCGCUUAGACCUGCAGCUGUUUGAUGAGCCAUAGGGAGCAGGCCCUGGUGUGCUGGUAGACUUCCUACAGCCCAAGGCAGCAGGUGGGAUCUGGACAUGGGGUUGCUUUUCUAAGACCACCGUUGGAUGUUCAGCCACAGGGCAACGGGACAGUGAAGACAGGCCCCUCAAAACUUUUAGGAAUAAUUCUUGACAAUCCUUCCCCCGCCCCCAAACAAGUUCCCAUUUUAUGAAGCAGAACUGUCUUCCUUCAUCCUCACUGCAGGCCUCAUCAUGGCUUCAAGGGUCUUUGAAAUCCCAUAGCCCCCAGCUAGAUUUGGUUGGGAGUCUGGCCCAUCCCUGGGCUCGAGGUUUGGGUCUGGUCACUGUAAAAUAGAUUUAUAAAUGCAAUGUCUGUAUUUUUGGAGAACUCAUGUAACCUUCCACCAGUCCCCAGAUAGGCCCCUGGGGCCAUGAUGCCUAGUCCUUCGUGUGUUUUAGAAGUAACUAUGAAGGUCUUGCCAUUGCUUCAGAAUCUUAUUCCCCCACCGGGACCUUAUUUGAAAUGCUGCCCUGGAUAUGAUCAGUCGGGGAGGUGGUCUCCAAAUCAGACAGUGGGCUAGCUCUUUGAAGAGCUGGUCCAUGGAAGAUUCUAGCAGGUGCAUUGUUAGAGCCCUUCCAGUGCCCUCCAGGUCUUUUAUUGAUAGAUGUCAAUGAAAACUAUCACUAGCUACCUUCAGGUGACCCAGUUUUGAUUUCCAGCAUGCUUGGAAGAUGGUUAAGGAAGCUUGUUAUCUACAAAGUUAUACUUUGUUGGAUUAGAUCACCACAGGUCACCUGAAAGGCUACUUUACAAUGUCAUUGGGCCCUGGUUGCCAGCCCAGUUGGAAAAUUCUCUUUGGUUUGGAGGUCCUAUGAUGUUUCAUGACAAGAGUAAUCUCUGGUGACCAGCUCUGAGCCUGCUUUUGCUUGAAUGUGCCGGAUCCUGAUUGUCAUGAGAAAUUCUAGCAGCUGUCUUUGGUGUGUUCCCAAGAAAGAAACGUCCCCAAGACGUGAAAAGGAAAAGUCACGAUCCGGAAGUGGGAUGGAAAGAUGUAAAGGAACUCCAUUACAUGCUGGGGGGAAGGCCCUAGGAGCGUACACGCCUCACAAAUCUGGGGAGGAAGACCCAAGACUCGUUCCCAUAUUCUUCCAUACGCAACCAACCUCUCAGUAAUGGAAACCCAUGUGCUUGUUGCCAGAGUCAGGAACGUAUGACCAUGUGCCAAGCUGUUUGAUUUGAGUUCUUUGAUUUUUUCCCCCCCUUAAUAGCCAGGAGAUAGGCUGGUUAACUAGAUAAUAACUCGAUUUGCUAAUGAUAAGUGUGGGCCGUAUUUUGUUCGCAUGUUAAUGUUCUCCUAAUCCCAGUUUGUUGUGGUCAUGACAUGUUCUUUGCAUGUUCUCUUGGUACUGGAGUCCAGCUUUCCUGUGUUAGACAGUGUUCUCUUCGAUUGUAGGUCCUAAUUUAACUAGGGUUGUAGAAGUGCUUUGUAAGUGGUAGCAUUAACAUAGUGGCCGAGUCUCCACUUUGCUGGGAACUGAAUGCAUAGUGUCAUAAUUUCCCAUAAGAGCUCUGUCAUAUUUCAAGCAAUUUUUAAAAUGUGUGUGUUAGAAAGGGCGACAAAGUUUACAUUUCAUACUUUUAAGAAACACUUUAUUAUUUAUUUAUUGAAGAUAGCGUAGAAUUUUGUAUCGCGAACAAACAGACAUGAGUAUUUUUUAAAACAGACACACCCUUUAGUUAGAAACUUUCAACUGAACACUGUUACAGACCAAGGUGAACUUCAGGCAUGCAUUUGUUUACCACUUCCCAGAAGAAGAUAUAGUGAAAAUACCUUAGGUUUAUAUUUUUUUGACGUUGUUAAGAAACUGUGUGGAAUUAAAUCUAUAAAUAGACAUACAACUUAUGCUUUCCUAUUUCUAUACCCAAUACAGUUUGUUCAGUGUAUUCGUGAAGGACGUGUUCUAUGGUAG